This is a messenger RNA of Symbiodinium sp. CCMP2456, 2382 nucleotides long. The record is from the annotation of a GenBank genome assembly. NCBI's taxonomy places the organism in Eukaryota, Dinophyceae, Suessiales, Symbiodiniaceae.
GCAGAUCCCAUGGAGAAGGCGGCCGCGCAGUGGGAAGAGGUGGUGGCAGCAGCAGACAGCGGAGAUGGAGCGGCGGGCAUCCUGCGGACGUUCGUGUUGCAGAAGCACGGUGCCAAGGCUCCGGGUGCGCUCUGGGCGAUGCUGAAGGUCUUCGGGCAGCGCGACUGGCGCGACUUGCCGAUCGGCGGACUGGGGUCGCUCGCGAGGGAGGUGCCAGCAGAAGUCUUCUUCAAUGAGGAGCCUCCGGAGGACUCCCCGGACUGGACGGAAGAGGCUCUGAAGCGAGAGCGCGAGGCGGACGCAGGGGUCGCAGCAGCUGAGGAUUUCGUCCGCGAAAGGGGGAUGGAUGAGGCCGUGAGGUCCAGUGACCACAUGGAUGAGGAGGCGGAGAUGCACCACACCGCCAACGGCCCCCAGGUCCUCUUCGACCGCGUCAACCCCGAGGCCGUGAAGGAGAUUGGCAGGCGGGUGCUGAGCAAGGUCUUCAGAACUGCAGACGGAGGUGGGCCCACGCUGCUGAGGUUCCUCACGACCUACAGGGAGGAGAGCAAGAUGAUGGAGAUCGGCAUGAAGGGGAGACGGUACAGUGGAUUCUGCCCUGUUGUCAAGAAGAAGAAGAAGGACGAAGAGGAGGAGGAUCGCUCCCCGCAGCCCGACGGUGGGCUUGUGUCUGCGCAUGUGCGGACGAGCGUCUUCGCCCAGCCCUGUUGGUUGAGAGACGUGUUCAGAGCGGGACUUCCCAACCACUUGGUCUUCGACUUGGUGAACGCGCACUUGGCCAUCUCCGCGAAGAGGUGGGGCGCCGAUGAGGGGUCAGCUCUGAGGGAGUACAUCGACCGCCGGGACGCCGUGCUCUCGGAGACCCACGCAGAGCGGUGGAUCGCGAAGCAGCUCUAUCUGCGCCUGCUCUACGGCGGCUCCGUCAAGGCCUGGAAAGCCGAGCACAAGGUCACGCAGUUCGCGCGGGAGGGCUUCGCUCACAAGUUUGCGAAGGAGAUGUCAGAGGGCCGAAAGAAGGAUUGUGGUGCUCGCAAGGGGGAGCUGGGCAAACUCCGGCAGAUGACAGCACGGCCCGUGGAGUUCCUCCAGUACGCCCUCAACACGGCGACCGAGAGGGAGCUCGUUGACCUCGUCGUCAACAAGGUCGAGGAGGACCCUGAGGCGGCAGUCUGCGCCUUCGAGCACGACGGCCUCUUCCUCUACUACCCGGCAGGCCAGAAGAAGCUCCUCGCGGACAUCAAGAGUGUGCUGGGUGACGUCAGCUUCACGGUCAAGCCCACGCUGUCCGUCAAGGAUGCACUCGCGACAGCCGAGGCGGAGAUCCUGAAGCAGGCGCCGGAGCUGGGUCACUUGUGGAACCAAGUGGACGAUGCGUGGCUUGAUCACCACAACGUCAUCAUGCAGGCGUACGAGGGGAGCCUGACGUACCACGGCCUGUACGCAGAGGUCGUGUUGAGGUCGCCAGCGGUCUCUCCGGACGUGCCGUAUCCUUUGACGGCGAUAUUCAAGAUGAUCCUUGACACUGGACAUAGAUGUUGGUUUAGCUGCAGUCGCAGUGCGUGGUUUUUGACCGGGGACAGCAGCAUCGACGCGCUCAAGCUCGCAGCCUCGAAAAUUUGUGUACGGGACCUCUCCGACUACAUCUGCUCCUGGUCGACGUCAGAGGAUGCCAUCGCCACCGUCAACAUCCGCUGGGAAUACACCGGAGAGAGCUUCAAAAGUGGCCUGGCUGCCAGCCUCAAGCCUGCCCUCGGGGUGGCGCAGAGCGAGUUCGAUCUGGAUGGUGAGGAUACCAGGAAGUACCUCAACUUCAACGGCAAGGUCUUCAAUGCGGAGACUCUGCAGUGGUCGCCCAUGCGCCCGGAGAUGAAGAUCACGCGCAACACCGGCUGGGAUCACAAGUGGCCGGUCUGGUGGGGGGACUACGGAGCCGAGCUUCUGGGAGUGCUCAAGGAGGUGCGACGCCAGCAGGACUCCUUCAAGGACAACGAGAGGGAGUACGCCUUGGACGCGGCCGUGCAGAGGCGCCUUGACGAGCUGUGCGGCAAGAUCCCCGCGCUGGACGUGGUGCACACCUGGACUCGCGACGAUUGGGAGUCCACGAUCUUUGAGCUGUCGCUGUUCGCCAAGGGCACCUUCGGCAUGACGCAAGCCUGUGGCCUGUGGACCCGCGGAGUGGGGCGCAACGGGAAAGACACGGCGGCGAACAUGAUGGACUCGGUGCUGGGCGGGUACAGUGUGUCGCUGUUGGCGAGCACCCUCAGCAAGAUCAGGGAUCCGAAUGCCCCGUCCCCGGCCUACGCGCUGCUGAGGGCCCGCCGCUUCGUGGCGGUGAGGGAAAUAGACAAGUGUGACCCGAUCCGUCAACAAAUUUACAAGACG